Messenger RNA from Vombatus ursinus (common wombat), 1914 nucleotides. RefSeq names its product solute carrier family 25 member 17 (gene SLC25A17). Gene Ontology annotation, cellular component: peroxisomal membrane. Lineage: Eukaryota; Metazoa; Chordata; Mammalia; Diprotodontia; Vombatidae. Bases 62 to 985 code for a protein of 307 amino acids. The record is from RefSeq and is a predicted model, not a curated record. The transcript has 9 exons. Gene Ontology annotation, molecular function: ADP transmembrane transporter activity; NAD transmembrane transporter activity; ATP transmembrane transporter activity. Gene Ontology annotation, biological process: transmembrane transport.
CUCCACCCGCCGGGACAGCUGCGGCCGGAGCGUCCGCUGGGGUCGGACGGGAGCCGAGCCCAUGGCCGCCGUGCUAUCCUACGAGAGCCUGGUCCACGCCGUGGCCGGCGCCGUGGGAAGUGUGACUGCCAUGACGGUGUUUUUCCCUUUGGACACUGCCAGGCUUCGACUUCAGGUUGACGAGAAGCGGAAAUCCAAGACGACGCACAUGGUGCUGAUGGAGAUCAUUAAAGAGGAAGGCCUCCUGGCACCAUACCGAGGGUGGUUUCCAGUCAUCUCCAGCCUUUGCUGCUCCAAUUUUGUCUAUUUCUACACUUUUAAUAGCCUCAAAGCUGUCUGGGUCAAAGGUCAACAUUCUACAACAGGAAAGGACUUGGCGGUCGGAUUUGUUGCAGGUGUGGUGAACGUGCUCCUGACCACGCCGCUAUGGGUGGUGAACACGCGGCUGAAACUCCAGGGGGCCAAGUUCAGAAAUGAAGACAUCGUGCCCACCAACUACAAGGGCAUCUUAGACGCUUUCCACCAAAUCAUGCGAGAUGAAGGGAUCCUGGCUCUGUGGAACGGCACGUUUCCCUCCCUCCUGCUGGUCUUCAACCCAGCCAUCCAGUUCAUGUUCUACGAGGGGCUCAAAAGGCAGCUCCUGAAGAGACGAGUGCAGCUUUCUUCUUUGGACGUGUUUGUCAUUGGGGCCAUCGCUAAAGCCAUCGCCACCACAGUCACUUACCCGAUGCAGACACUGCAGUCCAUUCUGAGGUUUGGACGUCACAGGCUGAACCCUGAAAACAGAACGUUAGGAAGCCUUCGGAAUGUUCUUUAUCUUCUUCACCAGCGAGUGAGGCGUUUUGGAGUAAUGGGACUUUACAAAGGCCUGGAGGCCAAGCUGCUGCAGACCGUGCUCACGGCUGCCCUCAUGUUCCUAGUCUAUGAGAAGCUGACUGCAGCCACCUUCACGGUCAUGGGACUGAAGAGUGGGCGCAGGCGCUGAGAGGGAGCCUGGCAGAGGAAGGAGAGAGGAGGAAGGCUGAGGCCGGGGUCUCCUUCUCCAAGGAUGGGGAGUUGGAUGAAGAGACCCUCUUCUUAUGCCCGCGGCCCUCCAUCACUGGCCCCGGAAACAGCCGAGGGGGCGUGCAGCCUGAGGCCCGCCAGAUUGCCACCAGCUUUUAUCAUGGUUGGUUUGAUUUUUGUGGACUGAGGGUCUUAAGAAAUAGAAAACUAUUAAAAAUCUGCAGAUGAAAACACUCAUUUCUUACAAGAAUCAGAUGGUUUCUUUAGAGGGUUGACAGUGUGGCCCCCUCGGGCUCUAGCCUUUCUUCCUCGUUUCCUCCUCCAGGUUUCUGAUUCAGCUCAUUCCAUGGCCUUGUCACCAGCCUGUGCCCCCGCUGCUCCCAGUGUGCCCCUUAGCAAAAUAACCCAGGGCCGUGGCCACAGCCUCUUCCCAUGCCCCUGCCCCUGCCCUCGAGGAGAUGGGGCCUUGAUUGGGUUCUUGCUGAUGCUUUGCUCUGGGUGGUCUUUUGGUCAUUCUUCUUAUGCUCCCUGCUCCCCCCAGGCCCCCCUAAGAGCCAUUCCUUGGGGAGAAGACCUGGAGCCAGACCCAGUUCACAUGGGGAACUCCCAAAUGAGGCAAGUCCUUCUGCCAGUGUCGAUCACAUCUGCAGCUGCCUGGGGCACUGGGGGGUGAAUUAGCUUUCCCAGGCUCCCGCAGCUCCCCUGUGUCAGAGCUGGGACUUGAACCCAGGGCUAACUUUCUCCGCUAGGCCUUGUGGUGCACAUCCAGCCAGCACGGCAGCCACAUAUGACAGUAAGUCAGGAAAGCCUUCAGUCCAAGGACUCUGUGUGUUAUGGGGAAGAGGGAGCCAUCAGAUGGGGAGUAUUGAUACGGCACUUUAUGUUUUUCCAAUAAAGUCUUAUCCAACA